GGGGCCCGAGGUUCCUCUAUAAAGGGCCGAGGAGGCACCUCGCUGCCAGGUUUACCCUGCCCCACGCACACGUGCAGUCCCGGACAGGAGGCGAAGUCCGGCGUGAAGCAGCGUCCCAAAGAGAGGGAAAGAGGAGUCGACGGGCGGGGGAAGGCCGAAAGCAAGGUGCUUGGUGCCUGACUCUGAGGCAAAGUCCACGCCCGGCCAGGUGCGCCGCUUAAACACGCGCGCGCCGCCUCCACCUGCGAGAGGGAAGAAAAAGGGCUCGAACUCGGCUCUCCGGCCGCUGCUUACUCACCUCGCGGCCCCCGGACCCUCCAUGAGCGCCGCCACCCUGGACUGCCUGGACUCGCUGUCGUGCUACAGGAGCUGGUCCUCCCUGGAGCCCGCCAAUUUCUACGACGCCAAGGGCGGCGGCGCGCUGAGCCCUUCGUGCAAGGCGGGCAGCAUGAGCGCCAGCGCUGAGGAGGUUUCGUCAGCAGCGCCCGGCGGCAGCCGCGACCUGGCCGAGCUGAGCGCCGCCGCGCCGGCCAUGUACGAGGACGAGAGCGCCAUCGACUUUAGCUCCUACAUCGACUCCAUGGCGGCCGUGCCCAACCUGGAGCUGUGCAACGACGAGCUGUUCGCCGACCUCUUCAACAGCAACCACAAGGGCAGCGAGCGCGGAGCAAGCAGCAGCGCCGCCGCCUACGGGGACUACCUGCCGCCGCCACCGCCUCCGGCUCAGCAUGCGCCCGCGGGCGGCGCCUUGGCCAGCCUGCUGCACGCCAGCGUCCCGCCGGGCCCGCUGCGCGGCGCCGUCAAGCAGGAGCCCGACUGGGGUGACGAGGCGUCGGGCUCGGGCUCGCUGCUGCCCUCUCAGAUCGCCACCUGCGCCCAGACCAUCGUCAACCUGAGCGGGCAGCCCACGCCGCCCACCUCUCCGGAGCCUCCGGGCAGCGCCUCGCCGUCCAGUUACAGCAGCCGCUCGUCCGGGUCGUCGUCGUCGGGGGGCGGCAAGGAGCGCGUCGCCAAGAAGUGCGUGGACAGGUUCAGCCCGGAGUACCGGCAGCGGCGGGAGCGCAACAACAUCGCCGUGCGUAAGAGCCGCGACAAAGCCAAGCGCCGCAACCAGGAGAUGCAGCAGAAGGUGGUGGAGCUGUCGGCCGAGAACGAGCGGCUGCACAAGAAGUGCGAGCAGCUCACCAGGGACCUCACCAGCCUCAGGCACUUCUUCAAGCAGCUGCCCAACAACCCUUUCCUGCAGGCGGCCGCGGCCACGGACUGCCGGUAGCCGGCUGCAGAGGGAGCCGCCCCCCGGGCUGGCUCUGCCAGACUUUGAACUUUUCCAGAAUACCUCAGAGCGAGCCGCACAGGACUGCAGGGGGGGCUGCGCGGGAGGGAGGGGUCGGGGGGGGGCUGCGGGGAGGAGAGGCCUGCGGCGCCCCGGACUGGGCCAAAGGGCGCCUUUCCCCUCUCCGGACUUCAGCCUAAGCUACAAGGCCGGAAAGAAACUCCUGUGAAAAUUAGUUGCCUUUCACGUUUCUUUCUUCGAACAUGGGCUAAGCUUGGGUCUUUUAACCACAAAACUUGCCAAAAUAAGGGUGAAAGAAAAAGCUAAAUGUCUCCUUUUAUCUUCCUAAAUUAUUUUUGUAAUGAUAGUUUUCGUUUUUUCUACAUCUUUCUUAUACAGAUGCAGCUACGGUACUUUGUAAGAAGCACAUGAUUUGCUAACACUUUUUAUUGUAAACAGCAAAAGGGGGGGGGAAUAGACUGAGCAUGCUCAAAACUUUUAUAUAAAUUUUUACAGCAUUUCUAAAAAUAAAACUUUUGAAUUUUA
This is a messenger RNA of Zootoca vivipara (common lizard), 1819 nucleotides long. RefSeq names its product CCAAT enhancer binding protein delta (gene CEBPD). NCBI's taxonomy places the organism in Eukaryota, Metazoa, Chordata, Lepidosauria, Squamata, Lacertidae. Gene Ontology annotation, molecular function: RNA polymerase II cis-regulatory region sequence-specific DNA binding; DNA-binding transcription factor activity, RNA polymerase II-specific. Gene Ontology annotation, biological process: DNA-templated transcription; regulation of cell differentiation; regulation of transcription by RNA polymerase II. The record is from RefSeq and is a predicted model, not a curated record.